AUGAUAAAUCCCAACGAUCUGAAAGUCCUCAUCAACGAGGCCCUCGGCACCACGCACCGUCCGAUUCCAUGGACGAUCAUCCUGGCGUCCGCCGCCGCGGGCUGGUAUCUGCUGUCCUGGCUGCUUCAGCCCAAGUCCCGCUACCCCAUCAUCAACGCCCCGAAAACCAGCUGGACCUCAAUCCCUGCCAAGAUCGAGUACUUGAAGAACACAAAGCACUUGAUCAUCGAAGGCUAUCGUAGGUCCUCCGGGCCCUUCAAAUUGCAGACCGAACAUGGCAUCAGCGUCGUGUUGCCGCCGUCAGCCCUCAAGAUGGUCGACAGGAGUGAAAUCGGUCUCUCUGGGCCCGAGUUCCUCAGACGCAGAUUCCUGUCAACUUAUACCACAUUUCAAGCCAUGGGUAAUCCGCCGCACGACUUGCUCCCGGAAGCGGUGCUCAGAGGCUUGACGAGAAGCUUGCCCAAAUUCACCAAACCGCUCUCCUUGACCAUGAACGACUGUCUCGCAUCGUCCUGGGGCUCAGCCUCGGACUGGCAAGAACGGGCGCUAAUGGAUGACACCCUGCUCUGGGUCGCUCGUCUCUCGACACGCGUCUUCCUCGGCGAAAGGUUCGUCCAGAAUGCCGAGUGGAUCCGCAUUGCUCAGGAGUACACGAUUGACUUCAUGACCGCCACUGCUAUUUGCGGUUUCGUUCCCGCUCUCAUCCGGCCGCUGUUCGUGCUGGGCCUGCCAUGGUGUCGGAAGCUGCGACGGGACCACGCGAUCUGCGAGCGGAUGUUUGGGCCGGUGUUUGCGGAGCGGGAGGCUGAAAUUGAAGCCGCGCAGCGGGAAGGUCGAGUUCCGGAUCUCCCAGACGACGCAAUCGAGUGGUGCCGGAACGCGGGCAAAGGCAGAAAGUACCCCCAGUUGAACUCCCAGCUCACGCUAUCAAUCGCUGCCAUUCACACGACCAGCGAUUUGCUGGGUCAAACAGUGCUGAACCUCUGUGUGCACCCAGAGUUGUUGGAGCCGUUGAGGCAGGAAGCCAUCUCAGUGUUGAAGUCGUAUGGAUGGCAGAAGCAAGCAUUGACCGAGCUGCGACUGAUGGACAGUUGCCUCAAAGAGACUCAGAGAAUGAAGCCAGUCCAGCUUGCCUCCUCCAAUCGUCUCGCCACCCGUAACGUCACCCUCCCUGACGGCACCUUUAUCGCCCGCGGCGAGGUGGUCACCUUCUCCGCCCACGAUCAUUUCAAUCCAGACAUAUACCCCGAACCCGAGAAAUUCGACGGCUACCGGUUCUUGAAGCGCCGCGCCAUACCCGGGCUGGAACACAAGUCGGUCCUCGUGUCGACGUCCGAAGAACACAGCGCUUUUUCGCACGGCAAGCACGCAUGCCCGGGACGGUUCUUCGCGGCGAACGAGGUGAAGAUUGCGCUGGUGCAUUUGCUGUUGAAGUAUGAUAUGAAGAUUGAGAAGCCCGAGAUGGCUGAGUGGUUCACUUUCGGGGCCAACACGAUAGCGAAUUCGAAGGCAAAGAUUUUGGUGAGGAGAAGGGAGGCGGAGCUGGACCUGGAGGCGUUAGCGAUGGCGGCGGAGGAUUGCGGUGUGGAGGAACGAGGCGCGAAGGAACGAGGUGUCGUCGCCUAG
Molecule: messenger RNA, 1626 nt
Organism: Zymoseptoria tritici IPO323
Lineage: Eukaryota; Fungi; Ascomycota; Dothideomycetes; Mycosphaerellales; Mycosphaerellaceae
Gene: MgCYP-42
Product: CYP-42 P450 monooxygenase
Exons: 5
Coding region: 1-1626 (541 amino acids)
Molecular function (GO): oxidoreductase activity, acting on paired donors, with incorporation or reduction of molecular oxygen; monooxygenase activity; heme binding
Source: RefSeq, a predicted model, not a curated record